UCCCUUUCCAACGUAUUCGCUACCAGUUCUCCGAAGAAUGAAAUGGUCUUCCUCUGUGUUCGUAUCCAACCUAACCACUCUCCUAAAAUAGAAGCGAUCGUAAAUGCAGAUUUCGCUUCAAAAAAAACUAGCAACGGAGUUAAUUACAAAAGCCGUCAGUGGACUCAAGUAAUCAUCGGACAAAAUCAAAACAACGACGGAACUAUUACAAACAACAUCCCAUUCUAUGGAAGGAUUUCGAACUUAAACAUCUGGUUUAAUCUCUCUGAUCACGAUAUUACAAAUUGGUUCAACGGAGGUCGGAAAAAUACCGAACCUAGCAUCCUUAAAUGGCCACAACUUGGUUCUUCCGAGAGAUUUGGAGACGUUCAUUUUGUAAAGGUCACUUCUGCUGAGAGACGUAAGUUUAAUGGACUUGAUACUCUGCCUUAUUAUCUAACUGCACUAAGUAGAUUGCGAAUAACGCGCGAAUCGAGUACAAAUAUCCUGCGAUAUUGUACAGUUGUUUAUUUUGUAUAGAAAAAACCUGUUUAAUCGGUCUACUGCCUCGCUUUUCCUACUCUUAAAGAAAUGCGCAUGAAAUAAAGCAGUUGGAUCAUAAAUAUCUUAUCAGAUUAGACUCAUUGUUUGUAGUUUGACACGCUCUCCGAGCUCGUCAAGAUACGGCACAACCCAUAAAUAUACUCAGUGAUACUAUAUACCAAAAUGUUUAAUAUGAUAUAUUUAUAGUGCUUAAUGCAAAGUUAAAUUUAUCUAGAAAAAGUGGGCGGGAAGAAAUGGAGAGUAGGAAAGUGCUCAAGGACACCCGACUUUGUGUCGUUAACCAAUAACCCGAGGACAAGCUAUAUUUGAAGCACAAAGCAAAGGAAACUGCUCAUCAGCCAUUAGAGAGGAUUUGGAGGUCUGUCAAGGCUUGAAGGAGAGGGGAGGGUUUUGGAGCCCUCUGACGCUCCCCAAUAGAUUCGCCCACGUCAACACUUUAACGAAGGCUACUAACCUAGUAAAAGCUGUGUUUUUAAUUAUUACACUAAGUCGAACUGUCGGGUGUAUACGUUAGUUAUGGUGAAUGAUUCUUUAUUUUUUUGUUUAGAGUGGCGUGACGUUUCAGAUGGUGAGGUGAAUGUCCUAACAACAAAUGAUGUUUCGGCGACGAAAUCUUUUGAAAGUGGAUCUGGAGUAGUUAUCGAAGUUGAGCGUCAGUCACCAGUCUCUUGUAGCAAUGCAAUUGAUUCGGUCACAGUUGACGGCGUGUUGAUAUCUGUAAAUGGAAGCUGGAAACGAAUCAAAUAUAAGCAGACGUUCAUGGGAACUCAGAAAUGCUUUGCAAUUUUUGGGAGCGUUCCUAACUGGUGAGAUACUUACUUCAUCUCUCAUAUUUCUCUUGUAAGUAUCGUCCAUCUGGAAAGUCGCGGAAAGGGGAGGGUGGGGAUACUUUGGUAUUCAUUAAUUCUAAACCUUGAGAAAGACUUUGAAAGGUCAGUGCGCCAACUUUCUUUCUAUCUAAGGAACUCGCUGUGCAUGGAAUUGUUUCGCGAAUUCAAUUUUUUAUUCCCCAACCCCUCCUCGAACUAUUUUUUUUUAUAUUGAGUGAGGAAACAUCUGUGUAUUUCAUGAACUUCCGAAUUUCAGUUUUGGAAAAUCACUGGGUUUUCUGGCUGUCAACGUCGUUUAUUUGGAACGGCUUCAACUCACGUGUUUUAAAGCCCUGAGAAAAAGCAAUUACAACAUUAUCUGGAGAAAAGCAAAAAUAACGUGUCAUAGAGGACUCAGUUGACGUUUUGGUGUCAAACGCGGGAAAACAAGGGCAUAUCAGGCUGUAUCGUUACUUAAACAAAGCAGUGACUUUUUUAUUUUAGCCAAAGAAACUUUUUGCCCAAGUAACAAUCCUUGGUUAAUUAUUUCAUCACUACAGGGCCUCUGGUAUAUUCAAUCCCGGUGUUUUGAAAUUCGACCUUAAUUUGGAUGAACUUUGGAAAGAAGAAUAUCUUGGCCCAAAUGGUAAUAAACGCAUCUAAUAAACCUUGUAAGGGAUUUAAAGUUAACUGGUAAUGUCGCUCAAGGAAGUGUACCUCAUGGGCCUGAAAUAGUUUGCUUUAGUAAGUUUUUUCCCUAAAUUCUCAGAUUUAAAUUAUGAAACUGUUCAAAAGUGACGAUGGAACUUCACCGUGUGAUAUUUAAUAUGAAACUAUUUAAAGCACUCUCUCCUCACCUCUAUAAGGAAAGGAAUACAGCAGAGUUAAGGCAUUGAUAAAUUUAUAAAUUUAAGGGUAGUUUGCAUUUGGCGACUCUUGUGUCCGCACCACACUCGACGUUACCUUUGCUCCAAAGUCUCACCGUUGCAUCAAUUUGUUUUGGACAAAAAUAGAUCAUUGUGGUGUGAUCUGUAAGACUGUGCUGAUAUACACAGGAAAAAAAUCUGUGUAGAAUUCAGAUAUUGAUGACAACAAUAAGCAUUCUGAUGAUUAUACACUAUAAUACUACAUUAGAUUUGUCUCCCUGUUCUUUUCAAGGUCAUCAUUUCGAUGGCGUGAAUGCUUUGUGUGGUGAUGAACACUUUUGGAUGGUAAAUCAACCAAAUACUCCGGUAGCCGGAGUCAGUCUGAGACGAAAGAGCGGCGGGGCGAUUGCCGGGAUAUCCACCUUUGGCAAGUGUGGAAUGUUAAAGUUCAAGAUUUCUGAUAUUCGUGUUCUGGAAUAAAAAUUCUGUAUCGAGUCCUGGCUAAUCCAAGUUGUUAUUGGCGACACAAGUUGCGGUCCUCUCCCAGCUGAUGCUUGUGAUGUCAUGACAGAAUGUCACGUGGCACCCCAAACAAAGGCUUCGAAGGAGAAUAAACACGUAAUUGCCUUUAGCGCCUUUGACUGGCUAGGACUUGAGCCUGCGAUUAAUUGAUAAGUUUGUGCAGUUAAAUCACCUUUUAAGCACAACAGCACUAUGACAGUAAACUGCAUUAGAAGCAGAGCUGGAUAUUACUUUACUUUGAAAUAAUUAGAGUGUUUGCUAUUUUACAGACACUGAUAGUCGAAUGAACACAAACUGUUGAGGGAAGACGAUCAAGAUCUCACAUUCAGCUUGUUUUCACUCGUUCUAAGGCCGUUUUUUUUUCACAUCUAAUUAUAAGAAUUAACACAACAGACAGCCUGUGGCUAAAAGUAGUCAUGUUCACACUUCACUUUAGAGGCGAAAACGGGAAUAUAUGGAUAAGUUGCUGGGUGUUCUACUGCCGUUGUAAUACUUUGAACAAGGUUUAUGGUAUGUAAUGUUAAAAGUUUUUUGUUCAUUCAUUCCAAAAAAUUUUGUUUACACUCGUGUUGAAAUUCUACCAGGGAAGGAGGUACUGGGAACUAGUUUAGCCUUCGCACUUAUUAUAGAUAACUCGUCUGUGGAUUUUUUACCAAAAAAAAUGCCGAAAUAAAAGUACUUCGCACUGAAAACCCACUUAGCUGUCGUAUGGUCAGAAAAGACACGUUUCAAAUGCUGGUACACCACAUGGUGGGUCAAUAUGAAGGGUUAGUGUGACUCUAAGGGCGCAGGGUAUUCCAUUAAAUGAAGUUACUUAUGCGUUAAAGACCAAACAGAAGAUAAAUCAGAAAACAAACAUGAGUGAAUCAGAAGAUGUGUUAUCAUUGGCACGUUUGGAACGACAGGGACUGGUGCCAAGUUUUUUAAUAUAUCACUCGAAGUACAAGUUCUAGGUGCUAACGCCGCCUUGAAUGCUGCUUGUUUCCACAAUAUAUCCAAUUCAUGACCAUAGUUUUAAUUCCCUGGUAACUGCUUGAGAAUGUGGUGUGAGAUUUUGCCAGGCCAGUCAUAUAGAAACUCAAAAUAGAAAAAUACCGGAUUACAGAUUACUCUCGACACUCAAAAGAAAAAUCCUCCACUGAGUAAGAAUCCGCGGGAAACUAAGCGUCUUGAACCUCUUCGGGGUGUUAUUUCGCUUGCUUAUUCACUUAUCCGCUAAUUUGAUUGAACUGAGACCAAUACAAGGUUUAAACAUGUUUUGAAGCUGCUUUGUUAAACAAGAUCGAAAGUUGUUUUCUACAUAGAAGCUACUUAAACCGAUGUUUGCCGACUUCAGUUGUUGCACAUAAAAAAAAUCAAGUCAGCGAGUACUUUAAUCCUAUGGAAAAUAGAGCUCUUUAGUUCUCUGUUUAUGAUUUUCAUUUAGUAAAACCCGGUUUAACCAAGCAUAGUUUGCUGGUGUGAAUGAGAUACAAGAGAGUCACGGAGAAGGAAAUAUUCCUUCUUUAUGUUUUUCGAGGAAACGAAACAGUUUACUCACAUACACGCACAGGGAACAGCAAGGAACACAUAGGGAAAAAAUGGAAGAAAAUGACAAAUAUUUUAUUCUUCUUCCUGAGCUAGCUUUGCAAUGGGAAAAUUUUCCUCGUCGGUAGAUUUAAUAUAUAAUAAAUGAAGAUAAACAUUAUAAAGCGAAUAAAGCUGUUUUAAUUAAAACCUCUGGACUCCCAGAGUGCAAAAGAAGUAUUUUAUGAGCUUAUACUUGUCACGCGAUGCAAGAACACCUGUUCGAGAUCAAUGAAAUAUACAUUUUUAUUUCGAUUAAAACAUGAGACCAAUUCGUCCAGUUGCAGAUAUAUAGAGGUUAUAUGUUAUCAACUAUAAUUAAUUUAGUUAGAUUCUGCCAGAUCAGUGACAAAGCAAAUGAAAAUAGAAAAUUACCAUUCCAGAUUACUCUCGACAUUCAAAUGAAAAUUUCUCCACUGAGCUAGAAUCCGCUGGAAAUUAAACGCAUUGAGCCGCUUUCGGGGUGUUUUUUCGCUCGCUUAUUCGAUUAUUCGGUUGAAAUGAGACCGAGAGAGUCACGGAUAAGAAAAUAUUCCUUUUUUAUGUUUUUCGAGGAAAACGAAACAGUUUAUACGCAACGUUUAAUUUUGUUUACUCGAGUUUCUUCAGUGGCUACCACACGCACAAGGAACAGCGAAGAACAUAUAGGGGAAAGAAUGGACGAAAAGAGAUCUUAAUUGAUAUUUUAUUGUUCUUCUUGAGCUGGCUUUGCAAUAGGAAAUUUUCCCCGCCGGUAGAAUUCUUUGAUGACAAGGGAAAAUAAACACAAUAAAGCGAAAAAAAGCGUUUUAAUUGAAACCUCUGAGGACCUUUAGGGUGCUUCACUGGUCUUAGUGCUCUUGUAGCGAGAUUUGUUAUCAGGUCGUCCUUGUCAUGCAAUGUAAGAACACCUGUUCGGCAUUAAGGGAACAAUGAAAUAUAUAACUAAUUCGAUUAAAACAUCACAGCUAUUCUUUCAGUUUAAGAUAAAUAAAGGUGAUAUUUUACUGAAUACAAUGUAGUAAGAUAUUGCUUUCGAUUUGGGAAAUCUAUAGCCUACAAAUACAGCCGCUGCAGUUAAGGGUAACUGUGAAGGACAACAUACGUAAUAAUUUGAAAGAUAGAGCUUUUUGUUCGCUACAGCAAGUUUCAAUUUCAUUAGGCACUCUCUGUCUUCAAAUGAAAUUAAAAAGGUUCUCGGAAAUUUUAAAACAAUCAACGAGGUGGGAUGUUGAAAAUGUUAUUCUGCGGAGUGAAUCUUGUUUAGAAAACAGAAGUACUCUCUGAUAGCUUUUGGGGUUAUACGAGGGUUUCGAGUGCUUUCUGUAAGUCUCAACAACAUGAAUACUUUAGGAACAGCUUCGCCUCAUUGGUUACACAGGAAAUUACCUCGUAAAUAUACUUCUAAUUUCCUAGCAAAACCUGUAGGGAAUGUUCAUCUAACAUUAGUGUUUACUUUAAAACACCUGCCUUCUAUUGUUAGUAAUUUCUAGACUGGUAUUUAUGCAGGAGAUAGAUGGUAUAGAGAUGAAACACUUUCCGGCUAUUCAAAGAAAUGAGAAUGCAGUUAAUAUUCUAGUGGUUUAAAAUAAGGAAAUAAAUACCAAAAGCCGACUGGGGUGAAAUCUAAACAAGAGAAAAAACAAUUUGUUUUUCCAUCUGUUUUCUAGGAAGCUAUAACUGCAAUCAGUCGGCUAAAGAUACAACGAAAGACCCUUAGAUUGAAGCUACACGUAGAAUUGGCUAAAUAAGCUAUGAAGGACUGAAUACAAUUCUCUGACAUCUUGGAAGGUGAGGAACAUUUUGGGUUAUAAUUUCACUACAAAUUUGCUAAGGAUUAGCGACAAGAAUCACAAUUCUGUUAUGUUUGAUAAUUUAGACUUAGGAGAAAUUUCCUUUUUUUCUAUAGGAUUUUUGGAAUGUGGCCGUUGUCCUAAAUAUAAAGGGUCGAUCAAUGUUUUUGGCCAGAAAUGUUAUUUUUUUACCGUUAUGUAAAAAGAUUUUCAACUUUUGCUAUCCGUGUCCAUUCUCUUUUGAUAUUUUAUUACCAGAUUUCGUCAUGAAAGACCAAAAAAACACUCCCAUACAUACACGUAGCAUAUUACUCGAGAUCUUUUCGUUCUUUAUCAGUUUGUUGAGCGCUAAAUAAACGGGCGCCUCUUCCUAACUUCGUCUUUUUUCCCGCCCAGAAUUGACCCGCGAACUGAUCUUAUACAAAUUUCAAUUAGUUUCCUCUCCACUUUCGUCUAAAAAGAGAAGGAGAAUUUAUCAGACAAUGUUGACCAAUUUACUUGAAAUCUAUCGACUGUAUACAGGUCAACAUAAGGCUAAUGCUAGUCAUAUCGAAACUUAAAACGCAUCAAUGAAAGCAAGUACUCUACUUCUUGGUUUAUAUUUACUUGUUUGAUCGGAUGGAAUUGAAUAAUACUCUCGCAGCAUUAUUCUUGAUUGAAAAGAAACCAGAAGUUGGAAGCAUCUUUCUCUUGAUGUAUAAUUUAUUACCGAAUAUUCUUGAUGAAUAUCUGACGGUGCGAAAGAACAGCUGUCCUUUUAAUCUCUUUCUCUAUCGUGAACGCAUGACUUUCGCUUGUAUGCGCAUGACUUUCGCUUGUGUGCGCGAGAUCUUCUGCUCGUGUGCGCGGUAUCUUUCGCUCGAGUGCACGUCACUUUCUGCUCGGGUACGCAUGACUGUUUGAUCGUAUACGCGUGACUUUUCGCUCAUGCGUGCAUAGGUUUUUGCUCACGUGCACGAUACUUUCCUCUGGUUUUGCAACUAAUUUAUUCCCACUAUGAGCUCAACUAAGAUACGUUUAAUUUCAAAACACAGGUAACAUGACUUGGACAUAUUGUAUUUUACAUCUUUUGGCAUCUUUUACUGCCCUCGUUAUGGUUGAUGCUCAAUGCCGGACAGAAAUCAGUAUUCCUGGUAUGGCUCUUGAUGGUUUUGUCUUCAAAAUAAUGUCAGCAACAGCCCCACAUGAGUGUGAAGUCCAUUGCGAAAGAGAAAUCACAUGUCAAAGCUAUAACUACGUCAUAGGGGAGAAAAUCUGCGAAUUGAAUAACCGCACCAAGGAGGCGAGGCCCCAAAAUUUCCGCUCUGACCCCGCACGGUUUUAUAUCCGACGUUUUAUCGGCAGAGGUAUGUGAUCAGCUUAAUUAAGCUGCUUGUAACAGUUAAAAAUCACUAGGUACCUCGAUUUUUCGCCGAUCAGUGCCGCAGUAUCAUAGACCAGUUAAAAAGAUUCAAAAAAAGAGAUCGGACUUUUCUAAGCCAAAGACUUGACGCUGAGCAAACCAUAGCAACGAAAUUUAAAGAUACCGCUUAAUUUUUCAGUUACCUUGGGUUCCAUUCCUGAAUUACCAGCGAUAUCUUGCCGGGAAAUAGAGGCGAGUGAAGGCAAAUACAACAUCAGCAACAAGUACUGGCUGCAUAGCAGUUUGACGGGACAGGCAGAGUUGGUUGAUUGUAAUGACACAGUGAAAGGUGAGUUUUAGGUUCUUCUGCCCUUGUAUUACACUCUACUGUUUUUACUUCAUAUUUUAUAUUUUAUACAUUCAAGUCUAAGAGAAAAUUAAUGGACCACCAGCGAGCCUUUGCUUUCUCUUGAUUGUAACGACGCCUUUCUUCUAUUCCAUAAUGCUCCAUAACUCUUAUUGUUUGGUUUGUGACGUCACAGUGACAAUUCAGGCGAUGAUGUUGAUAACGAGGACGAUGACGAUAAGAAAACAAUGGCGAAAAUGGCGAUCAGAAAACAAACGAACACACAAAAAUGUACAAAAUCACAUUAAUUUAUCAAUUUAUCAAAUUCCAAGAUGCUUAAUAGUAAUUCAUGAUACGAUUUAACAACAAAUACGCCAAUUCACAAGGAGCAUUUAUAACGAUAGUCAGUAAUAUUACUUUCAAAUGUCAGUGAACUGAAAACUCCUGUGGUAUGAAAUGUUCGCAGACCGUGACAUGUAAGUAUAAAACCUGCUCUUAAAGGCGCGGCCAAAUGCACGCAACAUUUCAACAUCUUGCAAUAAUGUUGGAUCGCGUUGUAAGAUGUUAUAAAGGAGCAAAAUGUUGCUACACCCUGUAACAUCAUGUUGCUGCAGGGUGACCAAACGUGUGCAACACGCUGCGUGCAACAAUGUUGACCGAGCCUUAACACAAUUUGCCUCUUAACGCUCAACAUUGUAACCCUGGCAGCUUAUUUCAUCUCAGAGAUCACCCCUCAAACUCUGAGGGCAUGAGAAUAAAGCAACUGAUCGACAACUUGAAAAGUUCUUGAUCAUUCAAUUAAUUCUGUCUUGUCUAUUGUAUAGAGGAAAUGCAUACUAAUGAUAGGGUGUAAAGAGUCUAUAACUCCCACGAUUUUUCCCUUUCAAAAGAGGGGAUGCGGCCAGGACAGAUGACGAUCACUGACGAUGACGAAAAAGAAAAAGACAUAAAUGGCAUUAAUUAUCAAGUUACAUCUUGCUUUACAUCGAUUCACUGUAAAAUUCAUCCUUAGAAAUUUUCACCACUUUCAAUACACUUUUUUUCGUCCAUUAGAUUGUGACGCUAAUCCUUGUAAAAACGGUGGAACUUGUGUAGAAGUACCCAGUAGAAAAACCUACAAAUGCAACUGUACGGAUGCAUUCACAGGCAAAAACUGUUCAAAACCAACACCCGUCGUGCGGAGUACGGACGCAUCCCGUGAGUAUAGUAAACUUCAUUUUUUCGCUUAAGAUAUCCCACGAACUCAACCUGUUAUUCCUUAUGAUGCCAUUACAAUGGCCGAAUGCCGCUUAUUCCCUACCAAAAGAAAAGAAAAAGCCUCUAAGAUGUCAAAAAUAAGCAGUUUUUAAAAUAUUCAAUUUCCAACACAAACCUCUUAUUAAUAUUAGCUUGCGUUGCAGUUGUUUCCUUAUAAGAGCGAGGUCUGGGGCCAAAUGAACCAAACAAAUAACGUGCAUGCAAUGUGUGGGGGAUGGGGAGGGGACAGCUGGGGAGGGGGAAGAAACAAAACCUACUAAGGAAUACGAAGAGACCAAUUUACGAUUUAUUUUACUAAAAUGUCGUUAAAUCUCAGCUCAAUUAAAUCUUAAAAAACGAUGGCUGAAAACAAGCGAAGUAGCAAAGAGUGUGGCCAGAAACUUGCCAAUUUUAAUGUAACAGUUGUACUUGUUUUCCAUUUCGUAGAAACUGUUGCAAGUCUUGAUAGAGUCAAUGGACAACCUGAAGAUUCAGAUGACUAUGACUUUGAGCUUAUAUUCAGAAAAACUCAACAUACGAGCUAUGUGAAACACGAUAUGAAUAACAAGUGGGUUGCAGGCUUUACCGUCUGUGCCUGGAUACACACACCAGAUUUACAACAGAGCCAAGAGAUGACUGUGAUAAGUAUUUUGAACGAGAAGAAUGGCGGCAGCCACAACGUUGUGAGAUUGAGAAUCGACGGAGAAGGCAACAUCUAUUUUUCAUUUGGAAGUGACAGGUAAGGAGUUUUUGUGAGCCACAAUUAUCAGAGAAGAAUCAUUGACCUUGUCGUUAUCAAUUUCUAUAAGCGCUUUUUCUGUCGUUAAAAUAGAGAAGACUUUUCCUGCCGAUCCUGUUAGCUUGGCAUUUUUUUGUUUCAAAGGCUGAUUUUAAGACAAGUAUAUCAACAUUCAGUCGUCCUGUUUAUUUUAAUGUUUAUUUUAAUGUUUAUUUUAAUGUUUAUUUUAAUGUUUAUUUUUAAGUUAAGUAGUACGUGUUUAAAGCGAAGGAAAAAAUAAUGUAACCUUUGGUAAGAUUGUUGCAAUGUUAGUUAACAACUACUCACUGACACUGACGUAAAUAAUUUUUUUUAGUAUAUACCACACAGAAACCAAAAAUACUAUCUUAUUUCUGUCAACAAACCAAAAAAUGAGCGGUGGUUAAAUUUUUGACGCGCUAUUUUGUCUCUUUGGCCACUUGGAGGUGAGUAGUACUUCCUAAUCACUUCCGAACCAGCCAAUCGGCGCACGCGAAAGAGCUACAUAAACUCAGUUAUAUUCAAUACUAUAGGGGAUAAAGAGAUUACCUAUAAGUACAUGCUUGCGUUUUUGUUUUUGAAGGACCUCCCUUUCCAACGUAUUCGCUACCAGUUCUCCGAAGGAUGAAAUGGUCUUCCUCUGUGUUCGUAUCCAACCUGACCAGUCACCUAAAAUGGAAGCGAUUGUAAAUGCAAAUUUAGGUUCAAAAAAGACCAGCGACGGAGUUAAGUACGAAAACGUUCAGUGGAGUCAAGUAAUCGUCGGACAAAAUCAGGGCAAUGACGGUACUAUUACAAACGAUACCCCAUUCUAUGGAAGGAUUUCGAACUUAAACAUCUGGUUUAACUCUCUCACUGAUGCCCAAAUUACAAAUUGGUACAACGAAGUUCAGAAAUAUUACAUACCUAACAUUCUUAAAUGGCCAGAACUUGGUUCUUCUUCCAGGAUUGGAGACGUUCAUUUUGUAAAGGUCACUUCUGCUGAGAGACGUAAGUUAAAUGGACUUGAUACUCUGCCUUAUUAUCCAACUGCAUUAAGAAAAGUACGAAUAACGUGGGAGUCGAGUACAAAUAUCCUGAGAUAUUGUACAAGUGGUUAAGCCUGUUUAACCGGUCGGCUACGCGCACUACGCUUCUCUACCUGCCUCGCUUUUCCUACUCUUAAAGAAAUGCGCUUGAAAUUAAUAAAGCAGUUGGAUCAUAAAUAUCUUAUUAGAGUAGAAUCAUUGUUUGUAGUUUGACUCGCCCUCCGUGCUCGUCAAAAUACGGCACAAGUCGUAAAAAUACUCAGCGAUACUACACACCAAAAUGUCUAACAUGAUAUAUUUGUUGUACUAAAUGCAAAGUUAAAUUUAUCUAGAAAAAGUGGGUGGGAAGGGAUGGAGAGUAGGAAAGUGCUUAAGGACACCUGACUUUCUGUCGUUUACCAGGACUUACCAAUAACCCAAGGGCAAACUAUAUUUGAAGCACAAAGCCAAGCAAACUGCUCAUCUCUAAUCAUUAGAAAGGAUUUGAAGGUCUGACAAGGCUUGAAGGAGAGGCGAGGGUUUCGGAGCCCUCUGACCUCCCCCCCCCCUAGAUUCGCCCUUGUCAACACGUAAACGCUGGCUAUAAACCUACCAAAAACUGUGUUUUUAAUUAUUACACUAAGUCGAGCUAUCGGGUCUAUACUUUAGUUAUGGUGGGUGUUUCUUUAUUUUUCUCUUUAGAGUGGCGUGACGUUUCAGUUAGUGAGGUGGAUGUACAAACAACAAAUAAUGUUUCGGCGACGAAAUCUUUUGAAAGUGGAUCUGGAGUAGUUAUCGAAGUUGAGCGUCAGUCACCAGUCUCUUGUAGUAAUGCAAUUGAUUCGGCCACAGUUGACGGCGUGUUGAUAUCUGUAGAUGGAAGCUGGAAACGAAUCAAAUACAAGCAGACGUUCAUGGAAACUCAGAAAUGUUUUGCAAUUUUUGGGAGCGUUCCUGAUUGGUGAGAUAUUUACUUCAUCUCUCAUAUUUCUCUUGUGAGUAUCGUCCAUCUGGAAAUUCGCGGGAAGGGGAGGGUGGGGAUACUUUGGGAUUCAUUAAUUCUAAUCUUUACAAAAGCCCUUGAAAGGUCAGAGCACCAAAUCAUUGUGUCUUAUAGUGUGUGAGGAAACAUCUCUGUCAUUUAUGAAUUUGCGAACAGCAGUUUUGGAAAAGCACUGGGUGUUCUGUCUGUCAACGUCGUUUAUUUCGAACGCUUCAAUUCAGGGUUUUAAAGCCCUGAGAAAAAAGCAAUCAUAAUAUUAUCUGGAGAAAGACAAAAAUAACGCGCUAUAGAGGACUCAAUUUACGUAUUUGGCGUCAAAUACAGGAAAACAAGUGUAUCAAAACUUGUAUCAAGCUGUAUCGUUAUUUAAACAAAGCAGUGACUUUUUUAUUUCGGCCAAAGGAACUUUUUGGAUAAGUAACAAUCCAUGGUUAAUUCUUUCAUCAUUACAGGGCCCCUAGUAUAUUCACUCCCGGUGUUUCGGAAUUCGACCUUCAUUCGGAUGAACUUUGGAAAGAAGAAUAUCUUAGCCCAAAUGGUAAUAAAGGCAUCUAAAAAGUCUUGUAAGGGAUUCAAAGUUAACUGGUAACGUCACUUAAGGAAGUGUGUCUUAUACGCCUAAAAUAAUUUCCUUUAGUAAGUUUUUUCCUUCAAUUGUCAGAUUUAAAUUAUGAAACUGUUCAAAAGUGACGAUGGAACUUCACCGUGUGAUAUAUAAUAUGAAACUAUUUAAAGCCCUCUCUCCUCCCCUUUUUAAGGAAAAGAAUACAGCAGAGUUAUGGCAUUGAUAAAUUUAUGAAUUUAAGGGUAGGUUGCAUUUGGCGAAUGCUUGUAGUAACAUUAUUUAACGACUCUUGUGUCCGCAUCACACUCGACGUCUCCUUAGAUCCAAAGUCUCACCGUUACAUCAAUUUGUUUGGGACAAAAAUAGAUCAGUGUGGUGUGAUCUGUAAGACUGUGUUAAUAUACACAGGAAAAACAUCUGCGUUGAGUUCAGCUAUUGAUGAUAACAAUAAGCAUGCUGAUGAUUAAACACUGUAGAACUACAUUAGAUUUGUCUCCCUGUUCUUUUCAAGGUAAUCAUUUCGAUGGCGUGAAUGCUUUGUGCGGUGAUGAACACUUUUGGAUGGUAAAUCAACAAAAUACACCUGUAGCCGGAGUCAGUCUGAGACGGGAGAGCGGCGCGUCGAAUGCUGGGAUAUCCACCUUUGGCAAGUGUGGGAUGUUCAAGUUCAAGAUUUCUGAUAUUCGUGUUCUGGAAUAAAAAUUCUGUAUCAAGUCCUGGCUGAUCCAAGUUGUCAUUGGCGACACAGGUUGCGGUCCUCUCCCAGCUGAUGCUUGUGAUGUCAUGACAGAAAUGUCACGUGGCAUCCCAAACAAAGGCUACGAAAGAGAAGAAACACGUUACUGCCUUUAGGGCCUUUGACUGGCUAGGACUUGAGCCCGUGAUCAAUUGAUAAGUUUGUGCAGUUAAAUCACCUUUUAAGCACAUCAGCACUAUGACUGUAGAUUGCACUGGAAGCAGAGCUGAAAAUCACUUCACGUUGAAAUAAUUAGACUUUUCGCUAUUUUAUAGACAAUGACAGUCGUAUAAACACAAACUGUUGAGGGAAGACGAUCAAGAUCUUACAUUUAGCUUGUUUUCACUCGUUCUAAGGCCGUUUUUUUCAUAUCUAUUAUAAGAAUUGACACAACAAACAGCCUGUGGCUAAAAGUAGUCAUGUCCCAACUUUACUUUAGAGGCGAAAAGCGGAAUUAAUGAAUACGAUGCUGGGUGUUCUGUAAUAUUUUGAACAAGGUUUAUAGUAUGCAGUUUUAAAAAUUUUUAGUUCAUUUUAUUUAAACUCGUAAAUUGAAAUUCUACCAAGGAAGGAGGUACUGGGAACUAGUUUAGCCUUCGCACUAAUUUUAGGUAAGUUCUUUGUGGAGUUUUACCAAAGAAAAUGCUCAAAUAAAAUUACUUCGCACUGAAAUCCCACCUCGUUGUCGUAUAGUCAGAAGAGACACGUUUCAAAUGUUGGUACACCACAUGGUGAGUCAGUAUGAACUGUUAGUAUGACUCUUAGGGCGAAGGAUAUUCCAUUGAAUGAAUUUCCUUGUGCUUUAAAAACCGAACAAAAGAUAAAUCACAAAACAAACAUAAGUAAAUCAGAAGACGUGUUAUCAUUGACACAUUUGGAGCGAAAGAGACUGGUGCCGUCUUGAAUGCUUCUUGUUUGCACAACAUAUUCUAUUCGUGAUUAUAGGUUUAAUUACUUGGUAACUGCUCAAGAAUUUGGCGUGAGAUUUUGUCAGACCAGUCACACAGCAAAUCAAAAUAGAAAAAUACCGUUCCAGAUUACUCUCGACACUCGAAUGAAAAAUUCUCCACUGAGCUAGAAUCCGUUGGAAAUUAAGUGCAUUGAACCGCUUUCAGGGUGUUGUUUCACUCGCUUAUUCGCUUAUCCGCUUAUUCAAUUGAACCGAGACCAAUACCCCAUUCACACCAAGGCUUAAACAUGUUUUAAAGCUGUUUUGUUAAGCAGGAUCGAAAAUUUUUUUUCAUAGAAGCUGCUUAAACCGAUGUUUGUCGACCUCAAUUGUUGCACAUCGAUUACUUGAAUCCUAAGGAAAAUUUAGUUUUUCAGUUUUCUGUUUAUGAUGGUGUGAAUGAGGAACAAGAGAGUCACGAAUAAAAAGUAUUCCUCUUUUAUGUUUUUAAUUUCGAGGAAAUCGAAACAGGUUACACACACACACAAGCAACAGCAAGGAAGACAUAGGGGGAAAUGGACGAAAAGAGCUAGGAAUUGUAAUGACAGAUAUUUUACUAUACUUCCUGAACUAGCUUUGCAAUGGGAAACUUUUCCUCGCCAGUAGAUAUAAUACAUGAUGAAGGAAAACAAACAUUAUAAAGCGAAUAAAAUUGUUUUAAUUGAAACCCUAGGGUGCAAAGGAAGAUGAUCGAAUAAGAUUCCCCGCUUCACCAGUGCAGGUGCUCCUGUAGCGAGGUAUUUUAUGAGCUCAUACUUGUUAAGCAAUGGAAGAACACCUGUUCCAGAUCAAUGAAAUACAUAUUUCUAUUUCGAUUAAAACAUCAGACCAAUUCGUCCAGUUGCAGAUAUAUGUAGGUUAUAUAUUAUCAACUACGAUUAAGUGGGCUAUCGCUUUCGUUUUGGAAAUCUAGCCAGCAGAGGGUGGCGUUGUUGCGAAGGGUAACUGCAGAGGACAAACAUAAGAAUAAACUGGAAAAAAAGCCUAUUUUGGUCACUACAGUAACGUUUAAUUUAAUUAGACACUCCUCGUCUUCAAAUGAAAAAUGAAACAAUUCACGAAAGUUUCCAAACAAAUUUAUGAUGUCUGGUGAGGUAGAUGUCUUCUUCACGAAGAAAACGAAGUCGUUAGAAAACAAAAUUAUUCUCUGAUAGCUUUAGCUUAGUAAUAGAUAGUCUCGGGUUUCGAGUACUUUCUGCAAGUAUCAACAUUAUAAAUAAUUUAGGAGGUUACUUGCCUCAUUGGAAGUAAAGGAAAUUACCUAACAAAUAGAACCUGCAAAGACAGUUUACCUACAUACAGUGUCUACACCGAUAAAGACUCAAUACCUUUCAGGGGGUUGCCGUUGAAAUAAACCCGAGGUCUAUUGCUAACGAUUUCUGAACUGGCGUUUAUGCCGGCGAGAGGUUAAAGGUAUGUAGAUGCAAAACUUUCUGGCUUUUCAAUGAGAAUGCGAGUAGUAUUCUAGUUUUUUUUUUUAAUUAAAACCGAUUGGGCCGAAAUUUAGAAAGGAGGAAAAAAAUGGGUUUUUUGUUCUGUUUGCCUGAUAACUAGAACUGCUCUUUGUCAACCAAAUAUGAAAUGGCUGCACUUUAGCUACGCUUCGAGUUGGCUAAAAACGCUAUGAAGAACUGAAAUCACUUAUCUGUCUUCUUAGAAAGCAUGGAAAAUGUUGGCAGAAAAAUUCAUCUCAAAUAGCUUCGGAUUAACGAUAAGUCUCAUAAUUCUGUUGUACUUGAUGAUCUAAACCUAAGAUGAAUCUCCCUUAGUUUAGCAGGAUUUUUAGAAUGUGCAUGAGCGUCGUCCUUUAUACAAAAGGGUGAAUCACUUGUUUUUGGCCAGACUUAUUUUUACUUCAGUAAAAGGUGACAUAGACUAGAGGGGUUUCAACUUGCUAUUCAAGCCUGUUCUCCUCGAUUGUUUUGGCUAGAUCUCGUCAUAAAAGACCAAAAACACUCCGGUAGUGUUCGACUAGAAAUCUUUUAGAUUCCCUUCAUGUGUUUGUUGCUAAAAUAAACUGAAAAGAAAAAUUAAUCCGAACACCUCAAGCUAACCACAAAAAAAUUAUAACAAGAUUCCCUCUCCUUUUACCGAGAAAGAGAGUAAAGAUAUAUCUGACAAUAGUGACCAAUACUUUUCUAAUCUAUGGGUGACAAAGAGUUCGUUCUUUGUUUGGGUUGAUGCUAAAGGUAUUCAAAUGUAAAAGGCAUAAUCACUUCUUGAUUGAUAUUUGCUUCUCUGAGUGGAGGGACCUUUGAAAUAUUUGUGGAGUCCUGUUCUCGAUUUGAAAAAAAUAAAACAGUGGUUGAUAGCGUCUUUCUUUAUGUAUAAUUUAUUAAUGUUUUUGACGACUGCAUUAACUUGAAAAAUAUAAUAGUGACAGCUAAACCUUUACAAUAGCCAUCAAUUAUUCUCAUAUAACAAACUGCGUUUUUAAACGACGCACAGUGUUUUAAUUUAGCUUAAUUGAUAUUAAGCAACUCUUCAUACAGUCAGGUCGUUUACAACGAACAAGAACGUGCGUAAGACUGACGAGAGCAGCUGUCUCUUUCUCUCGUAUGCGUGCUACCUUUCGCUGUUGUGUGUGUUUCUUAGCAGUUAUGAGCGUUACUCUUCGCUCUUGUGCGUGUGACUUUUUGAGCUUGUGUACGUGAUCUUUCACAUAUUUGAGCACGACUUUUUCUGGCACACGCGUGCAUGACUUUUCACUCUUGUGUGGGCGACUUUGUGCUCUUGUGUGCGUGACUCUUCGCUCUCUAAUAAGUGACUUUUCGAGCUUAAGUGCGUGACCUUUCACAUGUUUGUCCGCGACUUUUUCUGGCGCGUGCGCAAGCUUUCGCUUAUGCUUGUCGGACUGAUUUAUCCCUGCUACGAGUUUAACAGAGAAAUAUUCAAUUUAAGCACACAGAUAACAUGCCGUGGACAUAUCUUCUUUUACAUUUUUUGACUUCUUUCACCUCCUUUGUGAUGGCUGGUGCUCAAUGCAAGACAGAAGUCAGUAUUCCUGGUAUGGCUCUUAAUGGUUUCGUCUUCAAAGUAAUAUCCGUAACAGCCCCACGUCAAUGUGAUGUCCGUUGCGAAAGAGAAAUCAAAUGUCAAAGUUUUAACUACGUCAUAGGGGAGAAAGUCUGCGAAUUGAAUAACCGCACCAAGGAGGCGAGGCCCCUAAAUUUCCGCGCUGACCCUACACGGUUUUAUAUGCGACGUUUUGUCGGCAGAGGUAUGUGAUCAGCUUAAUUAAGCUGUUGGUUGAAAAUCAUUGGGUGCCUUGAUCUUUCCCCGAUCAGUACCGCAGUAUCGUAGAUCGGUAAAAAAGACGCUAAAAAGGAGAUCGGACUUUUCUUUGCCAAAAACUUGACGCUGAGCAAACCACAGCAACGAAAUUUCUUCUCAAAGAUACCCCUUAAUCUUUCAGUUCCCUUGGGUUCCAUACCUGAAUUACCAGCGAUAUCUUGCCGGGAAAUAGAGACGAGUGAAGGCAAAUACGACAUCAGCAACAAGUACUGGAUGCAUAGCAGUUUCACGGGACAGGCAGAGCUGGUUGAUUGUAGUGACACAGUGAAAGGUGAGUUUUAGGUUCUUCUGUCCUUGUAUUACACUCUACUGUUUUUACUUCAUACUUCAACUAUUCAUUUAACAUUCAAGGCUAAGAGAAAAUUAAUGGACCACCAGCGAGCCUUUGCUUUCUCUUGAUUGUAAAGACGCCUUUCUUCUAUUCCAUAAUGCUCCAUAACUCUUAUUGUUUGGUUUGUGACGUCACAGUGACAAUUCAUGAUGAUGUUCAUAGCGAGGGUGAUGACGAAAAGAAAACAAUGGCGAAAAUGGCGAUCAGAAAACAAACGAAAAAACAAAAAUAUAAUACACAAUGAUCACAAUUAUUUAUCAAUUUAUCAAUUUAUCAAAUUCCAUGAUGCUUAAUAGUAAUUCAUGAAACGAUUUAACAACAAAUACGCCAAUUCACAAAGAGCAUUUAUAACGAUAGCCAGUAAUAUUACUUUCAAAUGUCAGUGAGCUGAAAACUUCUGUGGCAAGAGAUGUACGCAGACCGUGACACAUAAAUAUAAAAACUUGCUCUUAAAGGCGCGGCCAAACGCACGCAACAUUUCAACAUCUUGCAAUAUUGUUGGAUGGCGUUGUAAGAUGUUAUAAAGGAGCUGGCCAAAUGUGUGCAACGUCUUGCAACAUUUUCAAACUAGAUCCAACAUCUUGCAACAUGUUGCUACAGGGUGACCAAACGUGUGCAACACGGUGCGUGCAACAAUGUUGCAAGAUGUUGCGUGCUUUUGGCUGGGCCUUAACAUCAUUUGCCUCCAAACGCUCAAUAUUGUAACCCUGGCAGCUUAUUUCACAUUAGAGAUCACCCCUUAUUCAAACUCUGAGGGCAUGAGAAUAAAGCAACUGAUCGACAACUUGAAAAGUUCUUGAUCAUUCAAAUAAUUCUCUCUUGUCUAUUGUAUGUGCAUACUAAUGAUAGGGUGUAAAGGGUUUAUGGCUCCCACGAUAUUUCACGAUAUUAGGAGGGGAUGCGGCCAGAAGUGAUGACGAUCACUCUGACGAUGACGAAAAAGAAAAAGAUAUCAAUCGGAUUGAUUUAUCAAGUUACAUCUUGCUUUACAUCGAUUCACUGCAAAAUUAAUCUGUAGAAGUUUUCACCACUUUCAAUACACUUUUUUUUUAUCCAUUAGAUUGCGACGCUAAUCCUUGUAAAAACGGUGGAACGUGUAUAGAAGUACCCAGUACAAAAACUUACAAAUGCAACUGUGCGGAUGCAUUCACAAGCAAAAACCGUUCAGAAUCAACAGUCGUCGAGGGGGAACAAACAAAACCUACUAAGGAAUACCAAUAGACCAAUUUACGAUUUAUUUUACUAAAAUGUCGAUAAAUCUCAGCCAAAUUAAAUCUUAAAAACGAUUGCUGAAAACAAGCGAAGUAGCAAAGAGUGUGGCCUUCUCUAACAGUUGUACUUGUUUUCCAUUUCGUAGCAACUGUUGCAAGUCUUGAUAGAAGCAAUGAACAACCUGAAAAUGGAAAUGACUAUGACUUUGAGCUUAUAUUCAGAAAAACUCAACAUACGAGCUAUGUGAAACACAAUAUGAACAAAAAGUGGGUUGAUCACUUUACAGUCUGUGCCUGGAUACACACACCAGAUUUACAACAGAGCCAAGAGAUGACUGUGAUAAGUAUUUUGAACGAGAAUGGUGGCAACCAAAACGUUGUGAGAUUGAGAAUCGACGGAGAAGGCAACAUUUAUUUUUCAUUUAGAGGUGACAGGUAAGGAGUUUUUGUAAUCCACAAUUAUCAGAGAAGAAUCAUUCACCCUGUCAUUAUCAAUUUAUAUAGGCGUUUUUUUUUCGUUUAAAUAGAACAGACUUUUCCUGUCGAUUCUUUUAGCUAGGAAUUUUUUGCUUCAAAGGCUGAUUUUAAGACAAGUAUAUCAACAGUCAAGCGUCCUUUCGUAACAAAAUAAAAAAAUUAAAUGUUUAUGUUUAAGUUAAGUAGUACGUGUUUAAAACGAAAAAAAAUAUUGUUAGCUUUGAUAAGAUUGUUGAAAUGUUAGUUAAUAAUUACUCACUGAUACUGACGUAAAUAACUGUUUUAGUAUUUACCACACAGAAACCAAAAAUAUUAGCUAAUUUCUGUCAAUAAACCAAAAAAUGAUCGGAAAUUAAAUUGUUGACGCGCGAUUUUGUCUCUUUGGCUGCUUGGAGGUGAAUAUUACUUGCUGAUCAGCGCGCGCGAAAGGCACUACUGGCCUGUGUGCUAUAUACUAAAAUGAAAAGAGCUACAUAAAUUCAGUUAUAUUCAAUACUAUAGGGGAUAAAGAGAUUACCUUUUAGUAGAUACUUGCGUUUUUUUCCUGAAGGACCUUCCUUUCCAACGUAUUCGCUACCAGUUCUCCGAAGAAUGAAAUGGUCUUCCUUUGUGUUCGUAUCCAACCUAACCAGUCUCCUAAAAUAGAAGCGAUCGUAAAUGCAGAUUUCGGUUCAAAAAAAACUAGCAACGAAGUUAAUUACAAAAGCCGUCAGUGGACUCAAGUAAUCAUCGGACAAAAUCAAAACAGAGACGGAACUAUUACAAACGACACCCUAUUCUAUGGAAGGAUUUCGAACUUAAACAUCUGGUUUAAUCUCCCUGAUCACGAUAUUACAAAUUGGUUCAACGGAGGUCGGAAAAAUACCGAACCUAGCAUCCUUAAAUGGCCACAACUUGGUUCUUCCGAGAGAUUUGGAGACGUUCAUUUUGUAAAGGUCACUUCUGCUGAGAGACGUAAGUUUAAUGGACUUGAUACCCUGCCUUAUUAUCUAACUGCACUAAGUAGAUUGCGAAUAACGCGCGAAUCGAGUACAAAUAUCCUGCGAUAUUGUACAGUUGUUUAUUUUGUAUAGAAAAACCUGUUUAAUCGGUCUACUGCGCGCGCUCCGCUUCUCUAUCUGCCUCGCUUUUCCUACUCUUAAAGAAAUGCGCAUGAAAUAAAGCAGUUGGAUCAUAAAUAUCUUAUCAGAUUAGACUCAUUGUUUGUAGUUUGACACGCUCUCCGAGCUCGUCAAGAUACGGCACAACUCAUAAAUAUACUCAGUGAUACUAUAUACCAAAAUGUUUAAUAUGAUAUAUUUAUAGUGCUUAAUGCAAAGUUAAAUUUAUCUAGAAAAAGUGGGUGGGAAGAAAUGGAGAGUAGGAAAGUGCUCAAGGACACCCGACUUUGUGUCGUUAACCAAUAACCCGAGGACAAGCUAUAUUUGAAGCACAAAGCAAAGGAAACUGCUCAUCAGCCAUUAGAGAGGAUUUAGAGGUCUGUCAAGGCUUGAAGGAGAGGGGAGGGUUUUGGAGCCCUCUGACGCUCCCCAAUAGAUUCGCCCACGUCAACACUUUAACGGAGGCUACUAACCUAGUAAAAACUGUGUUUUUAAUUAUUACACUAAGUCGAACUGUCGGGUGUAUACGUUAGUUAUGGUAAAUGAUUCUUUAUUUUUUUGUUUAGAGUGGCGUGACGUUUCAGAUGGUGAGGUAAAUGUACUAACAACAAAUGAUGUUUCGGCGAAGAAAUCUUUUGAAAGUGGAUCUGGAGUAGUUAUCGAAGUUGAGCGUCAGUCACCAGUCUCUUGUAGCAAUGCAAUUGAUUCGGUCACAGUUGACGGCGUGUUGAUAUCUGUAAAUGGAAGCUGGAAACGAAUCAAAUAUAAGCAGACGUUCAUGGGAACUCAGAAAUGCUUUGCAAUUUUUGGGAGCGUUCCUAACUGGUGAGAUACUUACUUCAUCUCUCAUAUUUCUCUUGUAAGCAUCGUCCAUCUGGAAAGUCGCGGAAAGGGGAGGGUGGGGAUGGUAUUCAUUAAUUCUAAACCUUGAGAAAGACAUUGAAAGGUCAGUGCGCCAACUUUCUUUCUAUCUAAGGAACUCGCUGUGCAUGGAAUUGUUUGGCGAAUUCAAUUUUCCAUUCCCCAACCCCUCCUCGAACUAUUUUUUCUUAUAUUGAGUGAGGAAACAUCUGUGUAUUUCACGAACUUCCGAAUUUCCGUUUUGGAAAAUCACUGGGUUUUCUGGCUGUCAACGUCGUUUAUUUGGAACGGCUUCAACUCACGUGUUUUAAAGCCCUGAGAAAAAGCAAUUACAACAUUAUCUGGAGAAAAACAAAAAAAUAACGUGCCAUAGAGGACUCAGUUGACGUUUUGGUGUCAAACGCGGGAAAACAAGGGCAUAUCAGGCUGUAUCGUUACUUAAACAAAGCAGUGACUUUUUUAUUUUAGCCAAAGAAACUUUUUGCCCAAGUAACAAUCCUUGGUUAAUUCUUUCAUCACUACAGGGCCUCCGGUAUAUACACUCCCGGUGUUUUGGAAUUCGACCUUGAUUUGGAUGAACUUUGGAAAGAAGAAUAUCUUGGCCCAAAGGGUAAUAAACGUAUCUAAAAAACCUUAUAAGGGAUUUAAAGUAAACUGGUAACGUCACUCAAGGUGGUGUGCCUUAUAGGCCUAAAAUAAUUUGCUAUAGUAAGUUUCUUCCUUCAAUUGUCAGAUUUAAAUCAUGAAACUGUUCAAAAGAGACAAUGGAACGUCACCGAGUGAUAUAUAAUAUGAAACUAUUUAAAGCCCUCUCUCCUCCCCUCUUUAAGGAAAGGAAUGCACGAGAUUUAUGGCAUUGAUAAAUUUAUGAAUUUUUGGGAUAGUUUGCAUUUGACGAAUGCUUCACUUUAGUAAUAUCAUUUGACUACUCUUGUGUCAGCUCCUCACUCAACAUCUCCUUGGAUCCAAAGUCUCAUCGUUACAUCAAUUUGUUUUGGGCAAAAAUAGAUCAUCGUGGUGUGAUCUGUAAGACUGUGCUAAUAAACACAGGAAAAACAUCUGUGUAGAGUUCAGCUAUUGAUGAUAACAGUAAGCAUUCUGCUGAUCAAAGACUGUAGUACUACAUUAGAUUUGUCUCCCUGUUCUUUUCAAGGUACUGAUCAUUUCGAUGGUGUGAAUACUUUGUGCGGUGAUGAACACUUUUGGAUGGUAAAUCAAUCAAAUACUCCGGUAGCCGGAGUCAGUCUGAGACGAGAGAGCGGCGCGUCGAAUGCUGGGAUAUCCACGUUUGGCAAGUGUGGGAUGUUCAAGUUCAAGAUUUCUGAUAUUCUUGUUCUGGAAUAA
Messenger RNA from Pocillopora meandrina, 22637 nucleotides. NCBI's taxonomy places the organism in Eukaryota, Metazoa, Cnidaria, Anthozoa, Scleractinia, Pocilloporidae. The record is from the annotation of a GenBank genome assembly.